This is a messenger RNA of Henningerozyma blattae CBS 6284, 1269 nucleotides long. RefSeq names its product alpha-1,6-mannosyltransferase (gene MNN10). The record is from RefSeq and is a predicted model, not a curated record. Gene Ontology annotation, biological process: protein N-linked glycosylation. The coding region runs from base 1 to 1269 and encodes 422 amino acids. Gene Ontology annotation, cellular component: Golgi membrane. The transcript has a single exon. NCBI's taxonomy places the organism in Eukaryota, Fungi, Ascomycota, Saccharomycetes, Saccharomycetales, Saccharomycetaceae. Gene Ontology annotation, molecular function: glycosyltransferase activity.
AUGGCAGUCGGUGCUUAUGAACUACCCGUGAGUCAACAUGAUCUGAAGGAUGACGUUGAAAAGAAAUCUAGAAAUAAAGGCAAUAGCUCUUUUUUGAACAUGAUUCCACCAUCCAUCCAAUACAAUAUAAAUAAACUAAAACGAUUACUGGGAUUCAAUGUGGGAAAAAAUAGUAAUGAUGAUGGUGGCCAUCAUUACAAAAUAUUUAACAUUAGAAGAAUUGUAUUGAUACUAUUCAUUGUCACUUUCAGUAUCUUUUGGUUAGCUGAUUCUGGUAGUGAUGAAUCAGUUAGUUCACUAAUUAAAGAAUAUGAAAGAAGAAGAAAUAGCAAUUCUAGAGGCUUAAGAACACCUUUAGGCCAAAGUUCUAUACCAAAUAGUUUGGCCAAUCCAAAUAGAUCUAGGUGGAGUAAAAUCUGGCCAUUUUCUUUACUAAACAAGGAUCCAAAGAUUGUUAUUAUCCUAGCAGCCAAUGAAGGUGGUGGUGUCUUAAGAUGGAAAAAUGAAGAAGAGUGGUUUAUUGAAAAAAUUUCCAUUGAUAACAAAAAAGCUUACGCUAAGAGACAUGGUUAUGGUUUAACUAUUAAAGACUUGACUGUAUCUAAAAGAUAUUCACAUGAAUAUAGAGAAGGGUGGCAAAAAAUUGAUAUCUUAAAGCAAAGUAUGAGAGAAUUUCCAAAUGCAGAAUGGUUCUGGUGGUUAGACUUGGAUACUUUAAUUAUGGAGCCAAAAAAAUCAUUAGAAGACCAUAUUUUCAAUAGAAUAGACCAAAUGACCGAAAGAACAUUAGAAGAAUUCAAUCCAUUGAAUAUUCCAAUCGAUUUACCAUAUGUUGAUUACAAGCAAGAUAUGAAUCUUUUAAUUACUCAAGAUUGCGGUGGUUUCAAUUUGGGUUCCUUUUUCAUCAAGAACUCCGAAUGGUCUAAAUUGUUAUUGGAUGUCUGGUGGGAACCUGUAAUGUAUGAACAAAGACACAUGGUUUGGGAUCAUCGUGAACAAGAUGCUCUAGAAGAAUUAUACCGUAACGAAGCCUGGAUCAGAUCCAAAGUAGGGUUCUUACCAUUAAGAGCAAUCAACUCUUUCCCACCUGGCGCUUGUUCUGAAAGCAAUGAUGAUCCAAGAUAUUUCUAUAAUGAACAUGACCGUGACUUUGUCGUUAACAUGGCCGGUUGUAACUUUGGUAGAGAUUGUUGGGGUGAAAUGAAACAUUACACCUCUACAAUGGAAAGAUUAAAUACCAGAUGGUAUUCUAAACUAUUCCGUCGUUAA